UCUUUCUCUCGCUUUCGAUGUCGCCGUUUUGUUAUGGCGCCGCGACCAGUCACGCGCGCGAGAUCGUAAAUCCCCGCGUGGAGAUUCACGACGCGACGCUUGACCGUGUUUUGGCAGUGAUCACCGAGAACCACCCCCUGCACGUCGCCUCUUCACCAUCGCCACCAUCCUCUUCUGAUCUGCUCGGCCGCAGCCUCGGGACCGAAGAGUUAUGUAACGCUCGCCGAGAAGCCGCCGACCACUGAACCCGCCCGCCCGGCUCGGAAUGCGGGAUUCCUUCGCAGUUUUCGGCGAGACGUGUUUGGCUUCAAUGUUGGAAAGCAGCACCAGUUGGCUAUGGCUCGUGUACUGAAGUCACAGCUGCUGUCCUCCAAGCCGCCCCUUGUUUCUUCAUGGCAGCAACGAGUGACAGCGGGCUAGUGGACACAGAUCCAGGUCGAGUUAGCAGCAUGACAGCCAUUAACUCGGGUCCGGUCGGGGAGGUGGGCGGCGUGAGGCUGCCACUGCAGUCAUUACAUGGAUACGGAUCUGUGUUCAUGUACUCGGCGUCGACGAGUCCCGGGGGUGGAGGUGGUCAGGGUGGCGGAGGCAGGGGUGAAGUCACCCUCCGCCUCCGCGAACCCGAGGACAUUCCCGAAGAGGUCCUCGCUCGUCUCGAGGACACCGCCACCCUCUCCAUCUCUCUUCAAAGCGAUGCAGUCCUGAGGCUAGGGGCGGCUGGCGCAGGAAAUGGAAAUUUAGAGUUGUUCGAUAGUGAGAGCGGGCCGGACCUCACGCUAUCACCUCAAACCUUUACAUCAACGGCGGAGGCCUUCAUCAAUGACAAUAGCGACAGUCUCGGAGUUCCAGGAGACAACGAUACCGGCAAGUUAUUCUUAUUCAAUUAUCCAUUUAUGAUCUAUUUGAGAUGA
Messenger RNA from Pogonomyrmex barbatus (red harvester ant), 911 nucleotides. RefSeq lists its product as uncharacterized. Gene Ontology annotation, biological process: regulation of transcription by RNA polymerase II; negative regulation of DNA-templated transcription. Gene Ontology annotation, molecular function: transcription corepressor activity. The record is from RefSeq and is a predicted model, not a curated record. NCBI's taxonomy places the organism in Eukaryota, Metazoa, Arthropoda, Insecta, Hymenoptera, Formicidae. Gene Ontology annotation, cellular component: histone deacetylase complex; transcription regulator complex.